CAUGACUUGAUGAUGUAUCUACCCGCCAAUCUUACACCAUAAGGUACCUGGCACACUAAGUUUUAGGGAGUCUGCACCUGUUGUAAUCUCUCCUAAUUACAGUACCUUACCUUACCUUACAGUGAGUGACGGUGGCUUCCAAUACCACCUACUCCUGCGCUUCUAUUUCCAUCCAACCCAACCAUGCGCGCACGCACGCAUGCAUGCACUUACUUAAUCUAUUCUAUUAAUUGAAAGAACAAUCAAUAGGCGCAACAACAGAGUUUGAUCCUUUCAUCUCUAUUGUUUAUUUCCUUAGCGGCCACCCCUCGACGCUCAUUCCCCUCUUACAGUUCAUUAAUCUUUGAUAUUUGAGGCUGGCCACCAAUUGUCCGACUUUCGGCUUGCUGUUUGUUGGUUGCACUGCAUAUUCAUGCAACUCUGUGCCUCGCGUGCAUCCUUCAGCCUUGUACACCAUCGCAUCACCCGCCAGGCAAAGGAACGAAUAAAUAUACGAGCGAGCGAACGUACAACGAACCGAUCAAGAAUAAAAGAAUAAGCAAGCCUGUCUUUAUACGUGGGGUUUCGAGUGUACCAUCCGUACAGUAACUCUUAGCCACAUCCGCCGGAUCACGAAUCGAGCUCUCUUUUACCAGCCACAUCAACCAGCUUCAUCCGUCUAUCACGAGCUUUUAUUGCUGUAGCAAAACUCUAGCCGCGAAGGCUUGAUUCCUCACAUGUCUGACGACGACACCCGCUCACUAGAACAUCAAGUGAAGUCUCCGGUCCCCGGAUCGCCAAUGUUCGGCUGUGAGCAUGUACAACUCCUUCUCAGCAAGAACCAAGAGGUCAUGAACAGCUCGAUCACGCACUACAAGUUGAUCCUCCGUAACAUCUUCGAUGCGACCCCCAUCGUCCCCCAAACCUCAACACAAGAGGGCCGACCCGUUACAACCCUUACCUCGAACUACCUCUGCCUACAAUGUCCCAUGACCGUGUCCGAGGAAGAUCGGUUGAAACAUGGAACCAAGAAACAACACCGCUUCUAUGUUGACUCUCGGAGCGGUUGCCUGUACUGUCAGAUGUGCGACGAUUUUGUCUGGGACCCGACUCUCGAGGAGCUUCGAGUGAGAAAGAUAGGGACUGGCUCUUUUUCUGGUCGCAAGAGAAAGCACAAUGAGCUCUUCUCAGACUCUAUGAAGGAUGACCCUCGGUAUAUUACUAACAAUACUACAACCGCCUCCUGUCGUGCAAACGGCCUGCGCGGCAUCUACAACGCUGGUGCGACCUGCUAUCAGAACGUUGUUCUCCAAAGCUUCUUGCACAACCCAUUACUCAGGAACUUUUACCUAAGCGAUGGUCACCAGAGCAAUGAUUGCCAGGUCUCUCACUGCCUGAGCUGUGCAAUGGACGACAUGUUCCAAGACUUUUACGCCCUAGAGAACACCAACGGUUAUACUGCUGCCAAUAUCUUGUCAGGUUUCUGGAUCUCCGAGAAGAAGGCAUUCGAGAAUCUUGUUACCACCAAAGAACAAGACGCUCAUGAGUUCUUCCAGUUCUUAGCUGAAGAGCUUCAUGAACGGAACGGUGAUGGCAAGAAGCCGGAAAUCGGCAGCGAACAUAGCUGCAAUUGUAUCAUGCAUCAGACAUUCUACGGCAAGAUGCAGACUACGACGACAUGCCAGAAUUGCUCAGGCCAGAGUAAUUCCAUCCAGUCGUUCCUUGAUCUAAGUCUAGGUCUCGAAAAUGUUGUCCAGAAGAAGAGCAAGAGGACUGGUCAGAAGAAGCCCUCUCUAACCUUGCAGGAUUGCUUAGACGAAGAAUACAUCAAGUAUGACAAGUGCGAGUAUCGGUGCAACAACUGCAACGGGACUCAACAAGCCAAACGACAUACCAGCAUUAAGCGGCUGCCAAACGUUCUGUCGAUACAGCUUAAGGUGAGUGUAGUCGGUGGCUUGUGAGUGUCGGUGUUGGUGUUGGUCCGCCGAGUUAACUCUUUUCUUCGCAGCGCUUUGAGUACAGACAUGGCCGCCACGAUCGUGCCGCGUCAAAAGUCGACAAUGAAGUCAAAUUCCCUCUUCAGCUCAACAUGUUACCGUAUACCAACCGUGUUCGCAACCACGAGAGUCGAGAGAGCCUUGAGCUGGAGCGAUCAUGCACCUAUGACCUCCUUAGUGUUGUGGUUCAUGUGGGUGAGAUCGACACUGGCCAUUAUACAUCAUAUUGUCGGGUCGGCGACCAGUGGUUCAAGUUUAAUGAUCACAAAGUCGAGUUGGCGAACUUGUCUGACGUCCUUGGGGCGCAGGCCUAUCUCCUUUUCUACAUCAUUCGCUCACUGGCCUAGGCGAUCGGGGUCUAGAUGAGGAGAGCCAGAAAGGCGUUGAUGAUCAUGAACAGUAAGUCGGCUGGAUCCAUACAUCAGCUGCAGGCUGAGCGCAGUAUGGAGCACUGCUCCGCGCACAUAUGUAGUUUAGUAAUGCCGUGGCACCCUACUGAGUAGGGCGGUACAUGGUUUCUUCAGAUGUAUCUUUUUCUCUAUCUGUGACGAGCUUCACUGGGUUUGUCAUAUCCCCAGAUGAUCCAUAAGUCAUUGUACGAUG
Fusarium verticillioides 7600 is the source of this 2579-nucleotide messenger RNA. Its product is annotated as ubiquitin carboxyl-terminal hydrolase 22/27/51. The transcript has 5 exons. Bases 717 to 1940 code for a protein of 407 amino acids. The record is from RefSeq and is a predicted model, not a curated record. Gene Ontology annotation, cellular component: cytosol; nucleus. Gene Ontology annotation, molecular function: cysteine-type endopeptidase activity; zinc ion binding; cysteine-type deubiquitinase activity. NCBI's taxonomy places the organism in Eukaryota, Fungi, Ascomycota, Sordariomycetes, Hypocreales, Nectriaceae.